AUGGCUGUCAAUGCAAUCCAGAAUGACCCUGCCGUGACCUCGAAUCCCGAGACCUUUGACGGUUUCCGUUACUACGAGCUUCGUCAACGUGAGGGUGAAGAAAACCUCCAUCAGUUUGCCACAACCGAAAACCGCAUUCUAAACUUUGGGCACGGGCCAAAUGCCUGCCCUGGCCGUUUCUUUGCAAGCAUCGAGAUCAAGAUUAUUCUUGUGCGGUUACUGAUGGACUACGAGUUUCGGUUCAAGCCCGGCCAGAAGCGCCCGCGGAAUAUGUACGCGCACGAAUUUGUCUUCCCGAACCCCAGCACUGAGAUUUUGGUCCGUCAACGUCCUGCUUCUGAGAGACUAAAGACAUGA
Molecule: messenger RNA, 357 nt
Organism: Penicillium chermesinum
Lineage: Eukaryota; Fungi; Ascomycota; Eurotiomycetes; Eurotiales; Aspergillaceae
Product: cytochrome P450
Exons: 1
Coding region: 1-357 (118 amino acids)
Molecular function (GO): iron ion binding; oxidoreductase activity, acting on paired donors, with incorporation or reduction of molecular oxygen; monooxygenase activity
Source: RefSeq, a predicted model, not a curated record